Triticum urartu is the source of this 851-nucleotide messenger RNA. RefSeq names its product putative ubiquitin-like-specific protease 1B. Gene Ontology annotation, biological process: protein desumoylation; proteolysis. The record is from RefSeq and is a predicted model, not a curated record. NCBI's taxonomy places the organism in Eukaryota, Viridiplantae, Streptophyta, Magnoliopsida, Poales, Poaceae. Gene Ontology annotation, molecular function: deSUMOylase activity. Gene Ontology annotation, cellular component: nucleus.
CUUGAUUUUGUGCGUUUGUCGUUAUUUGUUCAAACAAGCUCACCCGUCAGUAUCAAAGAAACAUUUUUUUUCUUCUCUUAUAUUGGGGAAACCAUCCUGAGAGGUACUGAUGUUGAUAUUGUAGGCAAUGCUUUUACUGGUGCUAACAGUGCUUUCCCAAUGUGGAGAAGUAAUUUGCUGUUCUUUCCCAUUGGACAGGAGAAACACGGGUUCACCUUUGUUGUUUGCUUGAAGGAGAGGGCUUUUGCAUUUCUUGAUUCUCUGUACGGGGCAAAGGAUCAUUUUCAUCUGGGAAUUCGUGAUAAAUUGAUUGAAAAUUUCAUAACAAUCUGGGAUCAGUAUGUGACUCCUAUCCUGCGUAAGCGCAUUGACUUUGAGAAUUUUGACAUUGUGUACCCUACUCUUCCACAACAAAAUAACUGGGAUGAUUGUGGUGUUUUCACUAUCAUGUAUCUGAAGCACUGGACUCCUAGGACCCCAAUUGGCAAUAUGUUUGGCGCAGCCGAUGUUGACAACAUAAGAAUCAGAUUGGCUAAUGAGUUGUAUUUCAGUGGAUUCAACAGCGUCGACAAGACUUUUGUCACCCACUUCUUUGAUGAUAUCAAGGCUUAGGGUUCCUGGGAGAUGCAUUGCGGCAUUGAGGGCUUUGGUUAAAACUAGGCAUUCCGAGAAAGUAUAGAUAGUAGUACUGCUGGCAAUGUUUUGUUUGUCAGUAGUGUGAUUAAAUACGAUAAAUUUGUACGCUUUUUGGUCUACAUGUCAUGUAUGUGUAUUUGGAUGGCUGUUUGAUCUUUAAUGUCGUGAAUUAGUGACUCUUUUUAUAGAGUAGUUUGAGAAGGAUGGUUUCAUUA